Molecule: messenger RNA, 1760 nt
Organism: Glycine soja
Lineage: Eukaryota; Viridiplantae; Streptophyta; Magnoliopsida; Fabales; Fabaceae
Exons: 3
Coding region: 311-1525 (404 amino acids)
Source: RefSeq, a predicted model, not a curated record
CCACCUCAACAAGCUAUUCUUGGGCAGUUGGCUGCUUGGCAAUGAAAAUUUAGCUUCGUACAUUAAGCUUCCUUAUUUAAAAAUAAAAUUAAAAUGGGAUUUUAAUUUAAAUAAAUAAAUUUAUAGGAAACACACAAUGAAUAUGAUGAUAAUUUUACAAAUAAAAACAAAAAGAAAAAAAAUUCUACAACAACCGCAAUCACAAUAACAAGGACGAAGAGAGAGUGAAAAAUCACAGAGACGAAAAGAUCGUCUUCUGAAUCGGAACAAGGUGUUCAGGUUUAAAUUUUAAAGCAAUAUACUAGCAAUCAUGAAAUUCAAGAAAGGGAAUAAGGUGGAAGUGUUAAGCAAAGUUGAGGUGCCUUGUGGCUCCUGGCUAUGUGCAGAGAUCAUUUGCAGUAAUGGCCACCACUAUACUGUGAAAUAUGAUGGAUAUGAAAGUGACGCUGGUGAGGCAAUUGUUGAGCGGGUGUCCAGGAAAGACUUAAGGCCAUGUCCACCUGCACUUGAACUCACAGAUAAUUGGAGUCCAGGUGAUGUGGUAGAGAUCUUCCAGAACUUCUCAUGGAAGAUGGCUACAGUUUUGAAGAUAUUGGGGAAAAACCACAUUUUGGUCAGGCUACUUGGAUCUUCUUUGGAAUUUCAAGUGAGCAAAUUUGACAUUCGGGUGAGACAGUCUUGGCAAGAUGACAAGUGGAUUAUAGUUGGAAAGGGUUCUUCCAGCUGUGAGAACAGAAAACGUUCUAGCACCCAACUUCAGAAGACAUCUACAAAGACAAAACUAUCAGGUUCUGCUUACUAUCGUCCUGAAAAGAAAAAACUGAGUAUUCUGGAAUCAGAACUCAUUUAUUUUAAAACAUUGAAACGAGGAAGCAAUUCACAAGUUGAGGCAUAUGCUGAGCCUCCCCCAAAGUUUAGAGCACUUGAAAAUGAAGGCAGAUGUCACAGAGCAAGAGUUAGAAAUCCACCCACACCACUCAAACAGGUACAGGGUGUCAGUUUUCCAAGAGAUGUGAUUGCUGAAGAAUGUAUACCUGCUUCUGUAAACAACAGAAAAACUGGGAUUUCUAAUAUGAUUGACAUGGAGAGGAGGAAAGAGACUGGCACUGUGGGUUGUUCAUUUGGAGAAAACAGAGAAUCAAAUCAUGCUGAUAGUAUUACAUGCUCAGUUGGUAGUUGUAGUAUCACUAGCAGGAAUUCCUGUAAACUGCAAUUUCCUGUAUCUGCAGGUCCUUUUGAUGAUGUAGACAGUUCAUUUAGUGAUGCUGAGUCUGUCUGCCAGAGGAGUGAUGAGGAAGGGGAUUGUUCCCCUCCUACACAAGAGGAAUUGGCAGCAGAAAUUCAUAGGUUAGAGUUGCAUGCCUAUCGUUGUACAAUUGAGGCAUUGCAUGCAUCAGGCCCCUUAAGUUGGGAACAGGAAGCAUUAAUGACAAACCUCCGUCUUUCGCUCCACAUAUCAAACGAUGAACACUUAAUGGAGCUAAGAAAUUUGAUUUCUUCUGAAAACAGCAUUCCUUUAAGAUGACAGGAUUUUUUUUCCUCUUCAAUUUAGUACUUUUUCCCUAGGAUAGAGUUUCAUAAUAGUUUGAUCUCAGCCUCAUUCAACUGUAAGAAGAAAGAUGAAAUAUUUGGGUCCUUCAUUUAUGUUUUGACUUAGUGAUAUAGUUUGAUGUGAAUGUAUAUGCUGAACUGCAUGAAUAAGUGAUCAUUUCUGAACUCUUGUUAAUCUGUUCAUCUAUGAUAUAUCCUCUUAAUUUCUA